UUUAGAUGAAAUGUUAACACACUGGACAGAAUAUUUUUCAGGCCGGUUCAACAUGGCGCUCUGAAGUUGACCGUCUCAAGAUGGCGGCGGUGUUGCCGUGUCAACCUGUUAGCCAUGCAGCUAAUGUGCUGCAGUGCGUCGCUGGAGCCCAGUCAUCUGUGCAGGUUCAGAAACCAGUGAGCUUUAAACCGGUUUGAAUCUUCUGUGUUGAUUCUUUGUUUGUUUUACAUGAUGAGAUGUUGACCGUUUUAUUUUACAACCUGAUGAAUAAUCAAAAGUUUACCUAAAGUCGACUCUAAAAGGCUUUUUAGCAGCAAUGCUUGCUGCAGAUUCGGGCUAAUGCUGCAUUCAUGGCCUGUCGGAAGAACUGGGUUGUGUCAGGACUUUAUGAAGACGUUAUUUAACAGAAAUUGAUAUAUUUUUCCUGUAACCAUCUAACAGUUUAUCCUUGCAGUGAAAUGCACAUUUAGUGAUCUGUUAAAGUGGAACUACAGUUAUUUAUCCGCUGCUGGAUUGUAGUAUAAAUGUAGUGUUUAAUGCUGAGGUUUCCGAGGUUCCCUGAAAGCAGCACGGUUAGCUAACCUGCAGCCGGUAGCUGCAGCAGAGUCAGAGUCCAUCUGCAGCAUCUUCUGAACCGAAGGACCGGAGCUUCAUCCACGAAAUGAGCCGCUUCUGUUCAGACAACAACAACUUUCCGUACGACAACAACGUGCUGGUUCUGGACAUGGUGCUGGGCUCUCUGUGGGGGGUGGGCCAGCCCAUAAACUGGGACAGAGUGGCCCAGCUGUUACCAGGCUUCACUCCCAAACAGUGUGCCUGUCGCUUUGAGGAGCUGCAGAGCACCGGGGGGCUUCCCUGUGUGGACCCUCAGUGUAACCCACCACCUGAAGGCAACACCACAUCAUCAGACUGUGUGUCCCCGCCCCUACCCUCUGCUAACCAAGCUACAAGGUGUGGAAGCAGCCAGAGCUGCAGUGACGCUUCAGGCUGCAGGUCGAUCCCUGCAGGAAGAGGAGGUGCUGCUGAGAAGAAAGAGAAACGACUGUCAGAAGACGACAGCAAAGCCCAAAAACCACGAGAUCCAAACAUUGUGAUCCAUGUGUGUGAUGAGACCAAGAACCUGAAGCAGGACUUCAUCUGUCCCAGAGAUCUGUUGGUGAAAGAGAUGCGUUACUUUGCUGAGUAUUUGUCUGUGGAGCAGCAGAGGUGGGAGGAGGUAGACAUCUCUGUUCACUGUGACGUGCAGAUCUUUGAUUGGCUCAUGAACUACGUCAGAAGGAAUACGACAGAAGAAGGAAACAAGGACAAACCACGACUUGAGCCCAGUAAUGUCAUCUCCAUACUGAUCUCCUCUGAGUUCCUGAAGAUGGAUUUGUUGGUGGACGAGUGCGUCGUGUACUGCCACAAACACAUGAGUGCCAUCGUAGCCACGCCCUGCAACAUGAACUGCAUCAACAGUAACCUGACGGCACGCAUCGCUGAACUCUUCAACCACAACGAGGCUGACGACAUCCGGGACAAAAAAGAUAAGUUUAAGAGCAAAUUGUUUCAGAAGAAAAUUGAGUGUCUGUUCGAUCCAAAUUACCAGAACAAAGAUUCUCCAGGAAAUGCAUCAAGUCUCUACAAGUGUGGUUUGUGCCUUAAGCUGCUCACCAAAGAGACAGAGAGGAAAAUCUCCUGUGUUCCUGGGAAAAUCAACGUAGACCUUCGAGGAGAAAUCAUCUACACACACGUCAGACAGAAAAGCUGGAACAUACAUGAAUACCUCACAGACCUCUAUGAGGAGCUGAAGUCUUGGGUCCUAGUUUACUGGAGAAUCUGGGGCACCAUCAACACUCUGACCUGCUCCAGAUGCCAGCAGGUUUUUGUAUGUGGAGAGCUGACCUGCUGCAGAUACCAUCCAGACAGUGUCCUGUACCCUGGAACAGGCACAGAGAAAGCCUGGUACGGUGCAGGAAUCUAUCCCUGCUGCAACCAGAGGGUUCUCCGCUUCGAUCCCACUGGAAUACCAAAGCUUCUAAAAAGGCCAAAAAAUCCCACCGACUCCUGAAGAAACAACUGUCUUCUCCAAACUUCCAACGCAAAGAAAAACCAGCAAAAUCACAGAACAGAGAGAAAACACCGUUCAC
Austrofundulus limnaeus is the source of this 2129-nucleotide messenger RNA. RefSeq names its product SANT and BTB domain regulator of CSR (gene sanbr). The record is from RefSeq and is a predicted model, not a curated record. Lineage: Eukaryota; Metazoa; Chordata; Actinopteri; Cyprinodontiformes; Rivulidae.